Molecule: messenger RNA, 1651 nt
Organism: Chironomus riparius
Lineage: Eukaryota; Metazoa; Arthropoda; Insecta; Diptera; Chironomidae
Source: the annotation of a GenBank genome assembly
CAAGUCUAGAAAUUAAGUAGUUUUUAAAAAUGGUAGGGAACAUUAUUCAUAUUGAGGAUGAGAAAAAUAAUAAAGGUCGCAUAGUUACAUAUGAAGAGGCUCUGGAAGAUAUAGGAUUCGGGCAAGUGCAGAUCGAAGUGCUUUUUGCAAUGGGUUUUGUGCUUAUGGACGUAAUAACUGAAACAAUGGGCAUUGGAAAUCUCAUUCCAGCAGCAAUUUGUGAUUUUCAUUUAAAUGGUGCAACAAAAGGACUCCUGACGUCAAUGGUAUUUUUUGGCAUUGUAUUCUCAAGCUACAUAUUUGGCUACUUAGGAGACACAAAAGGUCGACGAUAUGUUAUAAUUUGGACUUUACUGUUUGCAAAAGUUUUUACAUUCAUUGCUGUUUUUGUUCAGAAUGUUACAAUUUUUAUGGCUUGCCGAUUUAUAACUGGUAUAUUUCUUGGUGGAUAUUCUGGAGUCAUGUGGGCUUACCUUGGAGAGUUUAAUACAUCAAAAUAUAGACCUGCAAUUUUAAGUUGGGUUGGUGUUUUCAUUGGAGUAGCAUACACAGGAAUUCCAGUGAUUGCACAUCUACUAAAUGGAUAUGAGUGGCGAUUCGCUCUUUAUUCUGGAUACGAAUUUCGACCAUGGCGAUUAGGUUUGAUCAUAUACUCAAUUCCCGGAAUUAUUGGAGGGCUUUUAUGCAUUCGUUUACCAGAAAGUCCAAAAUAUUUGCUUUCAAUUAGAAAAAAUAAUGAAGCAUAUCAAGCAGUUGAAUGGAUUCACAAAGUUAACAAAGGAAAUAAAAAGCAUGCAAAAUUUGAUAUCAUAGCAUUGAAAACUGAUGAAGCAGGAACUGGAAAUGAUUUCAAAGGAUUAAAAGGAAUAGUAAUUUCAUUGAUAGAUCAAACACUUCCACUCAUCAAGCCACCUUACCUCUUUCUAUUCAUAGCAUGUUGUGCGCUUCAGUUUGGAACAUUCUUCAUAUCUGCUGGAUUAGGAUUAUUCCUUCCAGACAUACUAAAUAAACUUUCGAAAUAUCGAGAUGAGACUUGUGAUGGAGGCGGUGAAUGUGUUUAUCAUGUUUGUGAUGUUGCGGGAUUUAAAUUUCAUCAAGACAAGAACAUAACAGCAAAUAAUGAGACUUGCAACGAUUCUGUUGACUCAAGUGUGUACGAAAAUAUGAUAAUUCUUGGAUCUGUUUACAUCUGUAUGUAUGUUGUCAUAGCAGCCGUCAUGAAUCGAGAACGAAGAAAAUAUAUAAUUGCUUUUACAUUCAUCUUGUCAAGCACUUUUGGAUUUAUUUUACCAUUCGUCUAUAAUCAAAUGUUUAUCACUAUUAGCUUUAUUUUGACAAUAAUUAGUGCUGGAAUGAAUAUUACACUAAUUAAUGGUGCUGCAUGCGAUAUUUUCCCUACAUACUUAAGAUCUAUGGCUGUGAGCGUAUCAAUGCUAGUCGGACGAUUUGGAAGUACUGUGUCAUCAAACAUACUUGGAAAUUUAUUGGAUGAAUAUUGCUACUUUACUUAUAAUGUAUGUGCAAUCGUUGCUUUAAUUUGCGUUGGAAUGUCAUUUAUUGUGACCAAAUAAAGGAAACUUGAAGCUCAAAAAGUCUGUUGUGCUCUAAAAAGAGAUAAGAUGGUUUAAUAAAAGGAUGAACUGAAUUUGUG